AUGUCCCACUCAGUAAACUUCCGGCGUUCAGUUGCUCAGUACUCAUGCGGCUGUUGUGGGACUAAAGUCGACACUCUACAGGGAGUCCGCUCCCACAUCUCACAAUCUCGUAAAUGUCGAGACGCUCUCAACCAUCUCAACAACUCUAUUGUUCACUCGGAUUCUGACAUAACUCACCAUGAAGAUACUACUAUCUCUCCAAGUCCUCCAUCACCGCUUCUGCACACGGAAGCCCUUGAAGGUAAGCUUCCUCGCAUUGAUGUCAAACAAGCACAACCUGACAUCGCAGGCGUACCCCUAGCCCGUCCCAGGCAUGUGACUGUUGAAGAGGUUGAAGAUAUUGAAGCAGGCGGGCUGCCCAAGCAUCCAUGGGUUGGCGAGUUUCCAGCUGAGGUUGCCCGUGUGUAUGGCCAUGGGGAAACUGCAUUUGAACACCUCAGUAAAACCAAACGGCAGAAAGGGGAGACUUCAUUCGCACCUUUCGCCGACCGCGAUGAGUGGGAUCUUGCUAGCUGGCUGGUCAAGAGCGGCCUUAGUCAGAAAGCUAUGGAAGAGUAUCUCACCUUGCCCAUCACACGUAAUCGAACAUGCCUAUCUUACCGCAACAAGUAUACCUUUCUCAACAAGGUUGACGACCUACCAAGAGGUCCUGACUGGAUAUGCGAUGAGUGGGAGCUUAUCGGAGACGUUGCAGAUGAAGAUGGGGAGAUGAAAACGGAGGAACUAGAGCUUUGGCGACGCAACCCAGUUGAGUGUAUCCGAGAGCUGCUGGGAAACCCUGUCUUCCGAGACGCAGUGAGGUAUGCACCCGAGAAGCUGUUCUGCGACACCGCGGGAGACACACGCAUCUAUGAUGAGACAUGGACGGGUGAUUGGUGGUGGGACCUGCAGGGUGUUCUUCCUCCUGGUGCGACGAUUGCACCCGUUAUCCUAUCCUCCGACAAAACACAGCUCUCCCACUUCUCUGGCGACAAGCAGGCUUGGCCUUGCAUGCGAGCAAUCCUGGCUCCGCUUGUUGAAGCUGGGAAGGAUGGUGUUGAGAUGCUCUGCGCCGAUGGUGCGAUUCGCCGAGUGCACCCCAUUCUUGCUGCGUACAUUGCGGACCACCCCGAGCAAUGUCUUGUGUCUGGCUGCCAGGAGAACUUCUGCCCUAAGUGCACCACGCACUCUUCAGAAUUGGGCGACCCCGUGCAUUCUGUGAUGAAGGACCAGGCAUCAGUUUGGGAGAUCAUGCAGGAGCAGGCUGAGGGAGACGGUCCCACGGAAUUCAAGGCGCUCGGCCUGCGCCUCAUCGAUCCGUUUUGGCGCGAGCUUCCUCACUGUGACAUCUUCUCAUGCUUCACGCCCGACCUCCUGCACCAGCUCCAUAAAGGUGUGUUCAAGGACCAUACGGUGUCUUGGGCUACAGCGUGCCUGGACGGCGGUGUGGACGAGCUCGAUAGACGCUUCAAGGCGAUGCCUUCGCACCCUGGCCUCCGCCACUUUAAGCGGGGAAUCUCGCUUGUCUCUCAGUGGACUGGCACCGAGUACAAGCAUAUGGAGAAAGUUUUCGUCGGUGCCAUGACUGGCGGCAUCUCUGACCCUGAAGUCCUCCUUGCUGUUCGUGCGGUCCUCGACUUCAUCUAUUACGCGCACUUUGAGGCUCAUUCGGAUGACUCUCUUGCUUGUCUGGACGCUGCCUGGACCGCAUUCCACACCCAUAAGCACGUUUUCAUCCAAGAGGGUGUGCGCGAGCAUUUCAACAUUCCAAAGAUCCACUCUGCUCUUCAUUAUCUUCUCUCUAUCCGGAAGCUUGGUACAACUGAUGGCUACAACACUGAACACUCAGAACGGUUCCACAUCGACUAUGCCAAACGUGGGUACACAGCGUCGAACAAACGGGCAUUCAUCAAGCAGAUGACUGUUUGGCUUGACCGACAGGAAGCCAUCGACCGCUUUCAGGCCUACCUGGACUGGGCAGAGCCAUUGCUGUCGGGAUCUGACAAUGGAUGGGAAGAUGAAGAGGACGAGGACGGUGAUAUCAUAAUGGGUCACAGCGGCGGAGACAACAGAGGUGAGAAGCCCCCGCCCUAUAUGGUCGCAAAAACCCCUGGCCUCUCGGGCAUCACUGUCCAGCAACUCGAAAAAGACUUUGGUUGUACGAACUUCAUUGCACGACUCGAGGACUACCUCCGCACAGCGUCCAGAUCAAGACCUCUUCCCACUGCUGCCCAAUUCAUCCAUACAUCCUCUCGCUUCUCGCUGUACAAGCGUAUACAUGUCUUCUUGCCCCGACUCCGUCAAGUAGCUGCACGGUCUGUCAUCAAGGACACUAUCCGUGCCACACCUAUGCAGCCAGCACGUCCUCUCCAUCGAGCCGUUCCAGCACAUUUCGAUACUGUACUUGCCCAAGACCAUCCUGGAGAUCGUCACCCAGAGGACCACGCUGUUGAUGGACUAUGUGUUGCUCGCGUUCGAGCGAUUAUCCGGUUGCCAGAUGCAUAUGGCGAACACCUCACCAAGCAUCCUGUGGCAUAUGUUGAAUGGUUCACACCGCUGCGACAGCGUGAUCCCAGCACUGGUAUGUUCAAGGUCAAUGUAUCGACACGCAACCAUCGUCGACGGACCUCAAUCAUCCCUAUAACUCAGAUUGUACGUAGCUGUCAUUUGAUACCUAUGUGGGGCAAGCACGUAGACACGACAUGGACUAGUAGGAAUGUGUUGGAUAAGUGCAAGAAGUUUUACGUUAACUCAUACCUACGGCACCACGAUUUUGUGUUCUUGCGAUACCUGCAAGAAAAGUAG
Molecule: messenger RNA, 2784 nt
Organism: Dichomitus squalens LYAD-421 SS1
Lineage: Eukaryota; Fungi; Basidiomycota; Agaricomycetes; Polyporales; Polyporaceae
Exons: 5
Coding region: 1-2784 (927 amino acids)
Source: RefSeq, a predicted model, not a curated record